Carassius gibelio (silver crucian carp) is the source of this 1981-nucleotide messenger RNA. RefSeq lists its product as uncharacterized. The record is from RefSeq and is a predicted model, not a curated record. The transcript has 3 exons. NCBI's taxonomy places the organism in Eukaryota, Metazoa, Chordata, Actinopteri, Cypriniformes, Cyprinidae. The coding region runs from base 265 to 1167 and encodes 300 amino acids.
AAUGAUCUGCUCUUAUCAUCUGAUCGUGGGUGUAUCUCUCUAUUAGUUUUAUUGGAUCUUAGUGCUGCGUUUGACACAAUUGACCACAACAUUCUUUUGCAUAGACUUGAACACUUUGUUGGCAUCAGUGGAAGUGCAUUAGCAUGGUUUAAAUCGUACUUAUAUGACCGCCAUCAGUUCGUAGCAGUGAAUGAAGAUGUAUCAUAUCGAUCACAAGUGCAGUAUGGAGUACCUCAAGGCUCAGUUCUAGGGCCGCUACUCUUCAUGCUUUAUAUGUUACCCUUGGGAGAUAUCAUCAGGAAACAUGGUGUUAGCUUUCACUGUUAUGCUGAUGAUACGCAGCUUUAUAUUUCCUCGCAGCCCGGUGAAACACACCAAUUUGAAAAACUAAUGGAAUGCAUAGUCGAUAUAAAAAAUUGGAUGACGAGUAAUUUCUUACUGCUAAAUUCAGAAAAAACAGAGGUGUUAAUCAUAGGGCCUAAAAACUCUACUUGUAAUAACCUAGAACACUGUCUAAGACUUGAUGGUUGCUCUGUCAAUUCUUCGUCAUCAGUUAGGAACCUAGGUGUGCUACUUGAUCGCAAUCUUUCCUUAGAAAGCCACGUUUCUAGCAUUUGUAAAACUGCAUUUUUCCAUCUCAAAAAUAUAUCUAAAUUACGGCCUAUGCUCUCAAUGUCAAAUGCAGAAAUGUUAAUCCAUGCAUUUAUGACUUCAAGGUUAGACUACUGUAAUGCUUUAUUGGGUGGUUGUUCUGCACGCUUGGUAAACAAACUACAGCUAGUCCAAAAUGCAGCAGCAAGAGUUCUUACUAGAACCAGGAAGUAUGACCAUAUUAGCCCGGUCCUGUCCACACUGCACUGGCUCCCUAUCAAACAUCGUAUAGAUUUUAAAAUAUUGCUUAUUACUUAUAAAGCCCUGAAUGGUUUAGCACCUCAGUAUUUGAAUGAGCUCCUUUUACAUUAUACUCCUCUACGUCCGCUACGUUCUCAAAACUCAGGCAAUUUGAUAAUACCUAGAAUAUCAAAAUCAACUGCGGGCGGCAGAUCCUUUUCCUAUUUGGCGCCUAAACUCUGGAAUAACCUACCUAACAUUGUUCGGGAGGCAGACACACUCUUGCAGUUUAAAUCUAGAUUAAAGACCCAUCUCUUUAACCUGGCAUACACAUAACAUACUAAUAUGCUUUUAAUAUCCAAAUCCGUUAAAGGAUUUUUAGGCUGCAUUAAUUAGGUAAACCGGAACCGGAAACACUUCACAUAACACCCUAUGUACUUGCUACAUCAUUAGAAGAAUGGCAUCUACGCUAAUAUUUGUCUGUUUCUCUCUUGUUCCGAGGUCACCGUAGCCACCAGAUCCAGUCUGUAUCCAGAUCAGAGGGUCACUGCAGUCGCCCGGAUCCAGUACGUAUCCAGACCAGAUGGUGGAUCAGCACCUAGAAAGGACCUCUACUGCCCUGAAAGACAGCGGAGACCAGGACAACUAGAGCCCCAGAUACAGAUCCCCUGUAAAGACCUUGUCUCAGAGGAGCACCAGGGCAAGACCACAGGAAACAGAUGAUUCUUCUGCACAAUCUGACUUUGUUGCAGCCUGGAAUUGAACUACUGUUUUCGUCUGGUCAGAGGAGAACUGGCCCCCCAACUGAGCCUGGUUUCUCCCAAGGUUUUUUUCUCCAUUCUGUCACCGAUGGAGUUUCGGUUCCUUGCCGCUGUCACCUCUGGCUUGCUUAGUUGGGGUCACUUCAUCUACAGCGAUAUCGUUGACUUGAUUGCAAAUAAAUGUACAGACACUAUUUAAACUGAACAGAGAUGACAUAACUGAAUUCAAUGAUGAACUGCCUUAAACUAUCAUUUUGCAUUAUUGAGACACUGUUUUCCAAAUGAAUGUUGUUCAGUGCUUUGACGCAAUGUAUUUUGUUUAAAGCACUAUAUAAAUAAAGGUUAUUGAUUGAUUGAUUGAUUUGUGUAAGCAGUACACAUAAAAAACA